AUGCCUCUGCAUCUCCUCCCCAAGAAAUCGUGGAACGUCUACUCCCCUGCGAACAUCGAGCGGGUCAAGCGCGAUGAGGCCAAAGCCCGUGACCAGGCCGCCAAACAAGAAGAGGACAGUCUGCGGCGGGAAGCAGAUGAUCGAAUCUCCAUCUUACAACAGCAGCGCAAGGGCCAGACCAAAGGCUCGAAACGCAAACUCCCUGGAGAAGAUGACACCGAUCGCGAUAUCCGACUCGCCCUGGAAACACCACCUGCGUCCACAAAGAAAGAGAAGCAAGACCAUAGUUCCCUUGUUGAUGCGAACGGCCAUAUAUCCCUAAUACCUGUAUCCGAGAAACCACCCUGUGUCGGCCAAGAACAAGCGAAAGAUCCAUACACGGUCUACCUCUCCGACGCUGUUGGCGAGCGAGAUCGACCUAAAAACACUUGGUACAUGUCUGUCCAGGACGAGCGAGAAAAAUGGGGCGACGAGGAUCCCCGGAAACGGGAACGAGAACUCACACGGCUCAACGCGAACGAUCCUCUCGCGGCCAUGAAGAGGGGUGUCAAGGCCCUCAGGGAGAAUGAGAGACAAAGACAGGAGUGGAUGAGGGAGCGCGAAAGGGAUCUCGCAGAGGUUGAGGGGAUGGGAAGGAGGGAGAAUUAUGGUAGAAAGCGCAGAAAAAGGGCUGACUAUGAUGAGGAUGAGUCGGAGAGCCUGGAAGGGUUCAAUCUGGACGAAGGAUAUACCAGACCGGAUAACACCGCCACGGGCACCAUCAUCACCACCAUCAUCAUCGUCAUAGACGACGACACCGAGAUCAAGAAGCUAUCGAUGGGGACUGCCACCCUCGUGAAGGGCAUGAAAGUCGAAGGGGAGAUGACACAAGCAGAUUCAACAGCAAGGAAAUUGAACCCACCUGAUGAAGUCAAAACGAUAUAUUGCCGAAUCGUUACCUGA
Molecule: messenger RNA, 942 nt
Organism: Fonsecaea multimorphosa CBS 102226
Lineage: Eukaryota; Fungi; Ascomycota; Eurotiomycetes; Chaetothyriales; Herpotrichiellaceae
Exons: 2
Coding region: 1-942 (313 amino acids)
Source: RefSeq, a predicted model, not a curated record